AUGGAUCAUGAAAUCGCGAAGAAAGUCACGGCGAUGUUUGAUCACCGGCGGUUAAACCGUUCCGGCUCAUCACUGUUCACAGCUUUUGCUGCCUCAUUUAUAGCUCUGAUCGUUUUCACCAUCCUUAUCGUCUCUAAUUUAUCGGUGCGAGACAAUUUCUCAGAGGUGAUGACAAUAGAGAUCAAGACAGUUGUUCCUUACUUACCUCUAAAAUCAGAGAAAGAAAGUGCUAACUUUCCAAUCAAGCAGCAAAUCACAGUCAACAACAACAUGACUAGUAAUAACAACAAUCUUCAAAUUCUCGAGGUUUUCGGAGGCGAAGGCAUAUCGGAAAAGUUUCAACAGAGAGCAACAGAGUUCUUAAGAGAUGAUUGUGAAGUCAAUUUCAUGAUGACAUGGAUCUCACCUGCGGAAAUGUUCGGUAAAAGAGAGAUUUUAUCAGUCGAAAGCGUAUUCAAAUCUCAUCCUCGAGGUUGUUUGAUUAUACUAUCAUCAACAAUGGAUUCUACUCAAGGGUUUACAAUCUUGAGCCCGUUUCUUGCUCGAGGUUACAGAGUCAUGUCGAUCACGCCGGAUUUACCAUUUCUGCUCAAGAACACUGCCGGAGAAUCGUGGCUUGGAGAGAUUCAGACAAGGAAAAGAGAACCAGGAAAGAUCUCUUUAUCUCAGAAUCUGUCUAAUCUCAUGAGACUUGCGUAUCUGUUCAAAUACGGAGGUGUUUAUUUGGAUACAGAUAUGAUUGUUCUAAAGAGCUUUAAAUCUCUAAGGAAUGUAAUCGGUGCGCAAACUCUCGAACCGGUUUCUAGAAAAUGGACAAGACUGAACAAUGCGGUUCUUGUAUUCGACAAGAACCAUCCUCUGUUGCUUAAAUGCAUUGAGGAAUUUGCGUUGACUUUUAAUGGGAAUGUUUGGGGUCAUAAUGGACCGUAUCUUGUGUCUCGAGUGGCUCGAGCCGUGGAAGGAACCGAUGGCUAUAACUUCACUGUAUUGACACCUCCUGCGUUUUAUCCGGUGAAUUGGGUUGAGAUUGAGAAGUUGUUUAAGGUUCCAAGAACAGAGAAGGAUUUGAAGAGAGUCAAAGUUAAGGUUCGUGAGAUGCAGAAGAGAAGCUACGGGUUGCAUCUUUGGAAUAAGUUUAGUAGUAAAUUUGAAAUUGAACAAGGAAGUACUAUGGAUACAAUUGUUUCAGAGAAUUGCGUAAUUUGUGAGAAAAUCUCUGUUUCGUAA
This is a messenger RNA of Arabis nemorensis, 1227 nucleotides long. NCBI's taxonomy places the organism in Eukaryota, Viridiplantae, Streptophyta, Magnoliopsida, Brassicales, Brassicaceae. The record is from the annotation of a GenBank genome assembly.